Messenger RNA from Limulus polyphemus (Atlantic horseshoe crab), 2138 nucleotides. RefSeq names its product potassium voltage-gated channel subfamily H member 8-like. Bases 99 to 2138 code for a protein of 679 amino acids. The record is from RefSeq and is a predicted model, not a curated record. Gene Ontology annotation, biological process: potassium ion transmembrane transport; regulation of membrane potential. Lineage: Eukaryota; Metazoa; Arthropoda; Merostomata; Xiphosura; Limulidae. Gene Ontology annotation, molecular function: voltage-gated potassium channel activity. The transcript has 12 exons. Gene Ontology annotation, cellular component: membrane.
AUUUUGUGCUGGGAAACGCCCAAGUUCCUUCAUUGUACCCAAUCGUGUACUGUUCUGAUGGGUUCUGUGAGCUGACUGGAUAUCCUAGAGCUCAGAUCAUGCAGAAGGGUUGUGCUUGUACGUUUCUUUUUGGACCCGAAACGACCAAGGAAGACAAAGAACAAAUCGAGUGGGCCCUAAAUAAUAAAACCGAACUGAAGUUGGAAGUGAUGUUCUACAAGAGAAAUGGUAGUCCAUUCUGGUGUCUUCUGGAUAUCGUUCCUAUUAAGAACGAGAAGCACGAAGUCGUGUUGUUCCUUGCCUCACACAAAGAUAUUACCAAAACAAAGGUUGCUGAACUGGAGAUGAAUGAAUCGUACGACAGUGAUGCUAAUGGAAACCUAGACCCCGAGGGGUGCCUACCGAGUAGUCAUUAUCAGCGACGUAGAAGUCGAGCAGUACUUUACCAACUCUCCGGUCAUUACCGUCAGGAUAAAAUGAAGUCCAAGCUGAAACUCAACAAUAAUCUACUUCAUUCAACAUCCCUCCCAGAAUACAAAACAGCAGCCAUUAAGAAGUCGAAAUUCAUUGUUUCUCAUUACGGCAUAUUUAAGACUUGCUGGGAUUGGCUAGUACUCGUUGCCACCUUCUACGUCGCCAUCGUUGUUCCCUACAGCGCCGCCUUUCGGGACAACAAUGAAAGUCCAUCUAGGAACAAGACAAUCAUAUCGGAUGUUAUUGUUGAAGCUUUCUUUAUUGCAGACAUCGCUGUCAACUUUCGAACGACUUUCGUUAGCAGGAAGGGGGAAGUUGUCGCCAAGCCGAAGUCUAUUGCCGUGCAUUACGUACGUAGCUGGUUCAUCGUAGAUCUACUUGCGGCUCUACCUUUUGACCUGUUGUACGCAGCAAAUCUGUACAGUAGGAACACUCUGAUGCACUUGCUUAAAUUAACACGUCUGCUGCGUCUAGCCCGACUUCUUCAAAAGAUGGACCGCUACUCACAGUACAGCGCCAUAAUCCUUACCCUGCUAAUGCUAAUGUUCUCCCUCAUCGCUCAUUGGAUGGCUUGCGUCUGGUAUGUCAUUGCGCUGGAAGAAAUAGAUGUCAAUCCUAUACAAUGGGACGUAGGUUGGCUCCACCAACUGUCCAACAAAUUGGGUCACGAUCUUGUAAACUAUACAGAUACAGCAACUGCCUACAUUACCGCCCUCUACUUCACUACCAGCAGCCUUACCAGUGUAGGAUUUGGGAACGUGUCGGCCAACACUAACACAGAGAAAAUAUUUUCCAUACUCACUAUGCUCAUUGGCGCAUUGAUGCACGCUGUGGUUUUUGGUAAUGUAACAGCCAUCAUUCAACGUAUGUACUCGAGGCGGUCCCAAUACCAGACAAAACUAAGAGAUCUGAAAGAUUUUUUUAGACUUCAUCAAAUAUCGAAGCAACUGCGACAACGAAUGAUAGAUUACUUUCAAACAACGUGGUCUCUAAAUCACGGAAUUGAUCCUAAUGAAGUACUGCGGGAAUUUCCAGAUGAGCUUCGAGGAGACGUUUCCAUGCACCUUAAUAGAGAGAUUCUUACCCUCCCAAUAUUUGAGACGGCUCCCCAGGGUUGUCUGAAACAGCUGUCUCGUCACAUCAAGAGUAAUUUCUGUGCACCCGGUGAAUACCUAGUGCACGCAGGAGAUGCUUUAGGUUAUAUAUAUUUUGUUUGCAACGGUUCAAUGGAGGUAUUACAGACCAGCAUGGUGGUUGCCAUUUUGGGAAAAGGAGAUCUUGUUGGAUGUGACAUCGCAGCCAAUCUAAGUGAAACUGUAAUCAAAUCCAGUAGUGACGUAAAGGCCCUAACCUAUUGCGAUUUAAAAUGCAUUUAUAUGCCUGGCUUGAUGGAAGUACUAAAACUCUAUCCAGAAUUUGCUGAAACCUUCUGUCACGAUAUCUUACACGAUCUCACUUUCAACCUCAGAGAAGGCUAUGAAAACGAGCAAGAAGAAAACAAUGGGAUUCAUUCCCUUAUACUUCCGUCCAUAUCUGAGGACGAUGAAGUUGAUGAUGAUAGCGCUGGUACGGCAGCAGUCUCACCUUUGAUGUCCCCAGUUCCAUUAGUCACAUCUUCAGUUAAAGGGACAAACCGAUUUGUAGGGUUAGGAACAACAUCAUGA